GUUUUUCUUGUUGUUUGAAGAAUCAUCUCAUGUUCUGUUUGCAUCUUUUUACAUAAUCUUUGAAUGGCAUCAUCGAAUAAUCAACGACAGCAACAAGAUCGACCAUUACCAAAAUUUGGAGAAUGGGAUGUGAACGAUCCAGCAUCAGCGGAAGGAUUCACGGUUAUAUUCGCUAAAGCUCGAGACGACAAAAAGACAAACGCAAGUGGUCGUGCCACCUCACAACGCCGUGACAACAACAAUAAAUCUCAAGAUGAACCUACGAAGAAACGGUUCUGCUGUUUCUGAAGAACAACAACACAUCAAAAGGCCAAAAGCUGAGUCAUAAACAUUUGUUAGAUCAUUGAAAACAGCUUCUUCAUAUUCACUGAAAUCUGUGUAAAUUUAUCAUUACAGAGCUAAAAGAAAAAAAAAA
Molecule: messenger RNA, 415 nt
Organism: Camelina sativa (false flax)
Lineage: Eukaryota; Viridiplantae; Streptophyta; Magnoliopsida; Brassicales; Brassicaceae
Product: RPM1-interacting protein 4
Source: RefSeq, a predicted model, not a curated record